UGAUUUUGCAUUUCCGGGGGAGAGAACAAGUAAACAAAACAGUUCUCCCCCCUGUCAACUCCUGCACACUGCUUUGCAUGGCUGUGCACAGCACAGCCAUGCAAAGCAGUGCUCUUGCAGUGAAGCACAAACACAGAACAUCAUGUAAAACAGCACACAGUUGACCCUUUGAUCAUGCCACAUGUUAACCCCUUCUGCGCAGUGCCAUUAGUACAGUGUCAGUGCUUUUUAUUAGCACUGAUCACUGUAUUGGUGUCACUAGGGAUGUCAGUGACACCAAGUCAGUUCCCCCCAGUGUCAGAAUGCCCACCGCAGUCCCUCUAUAAGUCGCUGAUCACCGCCAUUACUAGUAAAAAAAUA
This is a messenger RNA of Staurois parvus, 360 nucleotides long. The record is from the annotation of a GenBank genome assembly. NCBI's taxonomy places the organism in Eukaryota, Metazoa, Chordata, Amphibia, Anura, Ranidae.